AUGUUCGCCAAAUUCGCUCCAUUUGCUACCGUUCUCGCUCUUGCACUCGGUGCAGCUGCAGACCUCACGCUCUCUACGCCCGCUUCAGUCCCCCAGUGCGGAAAGAUUACUUUCUCCGUUGGUGGUGCUACUGGAGGCUACAGCAUGUUCGUCGUCAAGCCGUCUGACCCCUGCGGCGAUUCCAUUGUCGACGUUCACGGCCUGUCGGGUCCCACUUUCGAGUGGAUCGCCAAUGUCCCAGAGGGCACCCCUGUUCAGUUUGAGGUUGAGGAUAAUGAUGGAAAUGCUGGUUGGUCUGCCGCUCUCACGGUCGGAGCUGGUGAUGCCAGCUGCCUGUCCGCUUCGUCUUCGUCUUCCGCAGCUGAGGAGACUCCCUCAUCGAGCGCAGCGACGACUUCCGCGACUUCGACAAGCGCGUCGCGCUCCUCAACUGUUCGUAUUGCCGCUUCGGAUGUCCCAGUCAACGCAGGAUCCGACACCUCGGCUGCCUUUUCGACCCGCUCCCUCUCUGGCUUUGCAGGCCUCGCGGUCGCGGCUGCAGCUGCCGUUUUGGCGCUCUAA
This is a messenger RNA of Serendipita indica DSM 11827, 561 nucleotides long. Lineage: Eukaryota; Fungi; Basidiomycota; Agaricomycetes; Sebacinales; Serendipitaceae. The record is from the annotation of a GenBank genome assembly.